Molecule: messenger RNA, 482 nt
Organism: Hibiscus syriacus
Lineage: Eukaryota; Viridiplantae; Streptophyta; Magnoliopsida; Malvales; Malvaceae
Product: protein disulfide-isomerase 5-2-like
Exons: 3
Coding region: 26-397 (123 amino acids)
Biological process (GO): response to endoplasmic reticulum stress; protein folding
Cellular component (GO): endoplasmic reticulum
Molecular function (GO): protein disulfide isomerase activity
Source: RefSeq, a predicted model, not a curated record
AACAGCAGCCUCUCCGAUUCGGAAAAUGCGUUUUCACAUAAUCUUAUUGGUUCUCUCAUGCAUCUUUGCAAUUGGAAUCAGUUCGACAGCUGACCAGUUUAAGGUAGAUGGGGAAGUGUUCGAGUUGGACGAAUCCAACUUUGACUCCGCUAUUUCCUCUUUCGAUUACAUCCUCGUCGACUUCUACUCCCCUUGGUGCGGCCACUGCCAGCACCUUUCCCCCCAGUUAGAUGAAGCUGCUCCUGUCCUUGCAGGAUUGAAGGAUCCAAUAGUGAUAGCCAAAGUUAAUGCUGACAAAUUUACCCGUCUUGCUAGUAAACAUGAUGUCGAUGCAUACCCUACCCUCAAGCUCUUUAUACAUGGGGUUUCUAUGGAGUAUUAUGGACCAAGGCAAUGAGACAGACUUGUUCAGUAUCUGAAGAAAUUUGUUGCUCCUGAUGUGUCUAUUCUUACUUCAAACUCUGCCAUUAGUGGUUUUAUUG